Molecule: messenger RNA, 694 nt
Organism: Rotaria sordida
Lineage: Eukaryota; Metazoa; Rotifera; Eurotatoria; Philodinida; Philodinidae
Source: the annotation of a GenBank genome assembly
AUGUUAUUUCGAAUUAUUCAAAAUUGUUUCACUUUCACUAUUCGUCGAUCAAGUAAUUUUGUUCGUAUAUUUGAAGUUGGUCCUCGUGAUGGUUUACAAAAUGAAAAAAUUCAAGUACCAACAUCAAUUAAAAUUGAAUUUAUAAAUCGUUUAAGUCAAACUGGUCUUAAAUAUAUUGAAGUAACUAGUUUUGUUUCACCUAAAUGGAUACCACAAAUGAGUGAUCAUGUUGAAGUACUUGCUGGUAUUGAUCGAAUACCUGAUAUUUGUUAUUCAGCUCUAACACCUAAUGUUCAAGGUAUAAAUAAAGUUGUUUCAUUGGGAAAAAAAGGUGUUGAUGAAGUUGCAAUAUUUUCGGCUGCAUCAGAAACAUUUUCAAAGAAAAAUAUUAAUUGUUCAAUUGAAACAUCAUUACAACGUUUUAAUGAUGUUGUUAAAAUUGCACAUGAAAAGAAUUUAUCAGUACGUGGUUCAAUAUCAUGUACUGUUGGUUGUCCUUAUGAAGGUAAAAUUAAACCAUCACAAGUUGUACCUCUCGUUGAAAAACUAUUAGAUAUGGGUUGUUAUGAAGUUGCACUUGCUGAUACUAUCGGUGUUGGUACACCGAAAUCUAUUUAUGAAUUAGUUAAAGAAAUACAAUCAAAUGAUAUUCCAUCAAAUAAAUUAGCUAUUCAUUGUCAUGAUACAUAUGGAC